Capsella rubella is the source of this 720-nucleotide messenger RNA. Its product is annotated as probable histone H2A variant 3. The record is from RefSeq and is a predicted model, not a curated record. The coding region runs from base 117 to 521 and encodes 134 amino acids. The transcript is spliced from 2 exons. Gene Ontology annotation, molecular function: DNA binding; protein heterodimerization activity; structural constituent of chromatin. Lineage: Eukaryota; Viridiplantae; Streptophyta; Magnoliopsida; Brassicales; Brassicaceae. Gene Ontology annotation, cellular component: nucleosome.
ACUCUCUCUCUCUCUGGGAAAUAUCAAUCGACUUCUUCGCGAGCUCAUUCUGGUGCGAUCUCUCUCUCUCUUUUCUUAUCUGCGAGCGUUUUCACUGUGAGACUUUUGGCGGGAAAAUGUCGGGGAAAGGUGCUAAGGGUUUGAUUAUGGGGAAACCCAGCGGCAGCGACAAGGAUAAGGAUAAGAAGAAGCCUAUCACUCGUUCUUCUCGAGCUGGUCUUCAGUUCCCUGUGGGCAGGGUGCAUCGUCUGUUGAAGACUAGGUCCACUGCUCAUGGAAGGGUUGGAGCGACUGCAGCUGUUUACACAGCAGCGAUAUUGGAGUAUCUGACUGCAGAAGUUUUGGAGCUGGCUGGUAACGCGAGCAAGGAUCUGAAGGUGAAACGUAUCUCGCCGAGGCACUUGCAGCUUGCGAUUCGUGGAGAUGAAGAGCUCGAUACUCUCAUCAAAGGAACUAUAGCUGGUGGUGGAGUCAUCCCUCACAUCCACAAGUCUCUCAUCAACAAAUCCGCCAAGGAAUAGAUGUUUAGUUACCGCAUAUGUCAUGUUUCCCUUUUCUUGUUUCUAAGUAUUUCGAGAGUCGUGUUUGAUAAGACGCUAGAGAGCUCUUUUAGGAUCGUUUGCUAUUGUUCAAUCGGCGUACUUUGUGUUAGAGACGUGAGUCGAUUUAUCCAUCUUUAAACAUGUAUUCGAAUGAUUCUCUAAAACCCAUUUCUGACUA